AUGAGAACCCCUUUUUCCUUCUCUUCCCUCAUUCUCCUCCUUGCAAUAAUUUCUUCAACCCAUGCGAAAAAUCACAAAAAUGCACCAAAAAAGGACCUCGUCCGUACAUCAUGUGCCAAUGCUAGCUACCCCGCGAUAUGCCUCGAAACCCUCUCUUCCUACUCCGGCGUCGCAACCACCUUGCGCGAUCUCGCCAAGGCGGGAGUGAAAGUCACCCUCUCUCGAUCGAAGGCAGCGUCAAAUUUCUUGGCCCAGCUUAAGAGCCAAAGCAAGAGGGAGCAAGGUGCCGUACGCAACUGCUUAGAGCUAAUGGGGAACUCACUGGACGAGCUGAGCGAAACCCUCUCGGAGCUGCAGCAACUCCGGAGCGGCGAUUUCCGGUGGCACAUGAGCAACGUGGAGAUAUGGGUUAGUGCUGCCUUGACUAACGAGAAUACUUGCCUUGAUGGGUUCAAAGAGGUUGGAGGAUAUAUUAAUAAGUCUGAUGUGAAAAGAGAGAUUAGGAAUGUUGCUAGGGUUACUAGCAAUGCACUUUACCUUAUCCAUCUUCUCGACCAGUCUCAUGGAAAAAGAACUGAUAUCAUUAAAGAAAAAUGUAAGCGUCACUUCGGUAGUGUUCUUGGAUUCUUUUGCCUUGUCGAUGGUUGUAGUACCUAUUUAUAA
Molecule: messenger RNA, 663 nt
Organism: Fraxinus pennsylvanica
Lineage: Eukaryota; Viridiplantae; Streptophyta; Magnoliopsida; Lamiales; Oleaceae
Source: the annotation of a GenBank genome assembly